UAAGCCCUUUAGUUUGUCCUUUACUAUUUUUUUUUAACUUUUUAGUUAGUUUGCCCUUUAAUCAACCAGUCAAGCAAACGUUGUGUCUCCACUGUGUGCCAGGGUCUGUGCAGACAUACAGAACAUCCCCAAGGAGGGAAGGUGAAGCUGUGUCUUUGUCUGAGACUGAGUGGACAUGAAGGGUCACCUGCUCCUGCCCCUCCUCCUGCUGGGGACAGUUUCUGCUCUGUAUUUGGAGAAUGAUACCCUUCAUCUGGGCAGCCAAGAGACACGAGCAGACGUGAGCCAGGAUCUGGAAAGCUCUGGGGAACAGGAGGGAGAGUUGGCUCUGAAAGAUGUGGUGCUUGAGUCAGAAGGAGAGGGAGAAGAGGCCAACAAUUCCAGCUGUCAAGACACCUUUGAGGAUGAGGAGGCCAUGGAGUCAGACCCAGGAGCCCUAGACGAGGAUUUGCAGUGCCCCAGAGAAGAGGACACAGUUCAAAUUCCGCGCAGUCCUGGGUGCCAGACCUGCCGCCGUUUCCUGUUGGUGCGGACCCUGAGGAAGUUUAGGAGUGCUCAGAAUGUCUGCAGGAGGUGCUACCGAGGCAACCUCGUCUCCGUCCACAACCUCAGCUUCAACCUUCGCAUCCAGCAGUCUGCCUGCGGGAUCAACCAAGCACAGAUCUGGAUCGGAGGCUUCAUCAGGGGCUGGUUCUUGUGCAGGAGAUUUCGCUGGACUGAUGGGAGUCGCUGGGAUUUUGGAUACUGGGCCUCUGGGCAGCCUGGGAAAGGGAGAGGCCGCUGUGUGGCCCUGUGCACCAAAGGGGGUCACUGGCGACUAGCUCGAUGCAAACGUCGUCUGCCCUUUGUCUGCGCCUUCUAAGCCAGAAACAUGUAGACCCUGCCGUGGAGCCUCUCCCAUCACACCCUCCUGGCUGCCCCUGUCCCACCCUUGGCACUCUUGUUUCCCAGCCUCUCCAGGUCAUAAAGCCAGA
Molecule: messenger RNA, 974 nt
Organism: Vicugna pacos (alpaca)
Lineage: Eukaryota; Metazoa; Chordata; Mammalia; Artiodactyla; Camelidae
Product: proteoglycan 3
Biological process (GO): immune response
Source: RefSeq, a predicted model, not a curated record